Molecule: messenger RNA, 599 nt
Organism: Echinops telfairi (small Madagascar hedgehog)
Lineage: Eukaryota; Metazoa; Chordata; Mammalia; Afrosoricida; Tenrecidae
Gene: TREM2
Product: triggering receptor expressed on myeloid cells 2
Exons: 3
Coding region: 84-599 (171 amino acids)
Cellular component (GO): cell surface
Molecular function (GO): signaling receptor activity
Source: RefSeq, a predicted model, not a curated record
AGUUCCCGUGGUCAGCGCCUGACCCGCCUGGCCCUCUCCUUUCAGCAGUCCAAGGGAAGAGGGCAUCUUGUACAAGGCACCCCAUGACAGGCCACAUGGAUCCCCUGCAGCUGAUCCUCCUGCUCGCUGCCACAGGCUUGUCGGCACCCGUCAAUGUCACUGUGGUCCAGGGCGUGGCGGGCUGGCCCCUGAAGGUCUUCUGCCCCUACGACGCCUCGAAGUACUGGGCGAAGCGCAAGGCGUGGUGCCGCCAGCUGGGCGAGGAGGGCCCUUGCCAGCGGGUGGUCAGCACCCACCGCUCCUGGCUGCUGUCCUUCCUGAAGCGGCGCAACGGGAGCACGGUCAUUACGGAUGACACCCUGGGAGGCACACUCACCAUCACCCUGCGGAACCUACAAGCCCAGGACGCUGGCCUCUACCAGUGCCAGAGCCUCCAAGGGAGCAAGGCUGACGUCCUCAGCCAGGUCCUGGUAGAGGUGCUCGCUGACCCCCUCGACCACCAGGAUUCUGGGGAUUUCUGGGUCCCCGAGGAACCUGAGCGCUUUGAGGAGGCCCAAGUGGAACACAGCAUCUCCAGGUACGGUGACAGGUCUUCCUGA